Messenger RNA from Ictalurus furcatus (blue catfish), 3913 nucleotides. Its product is annotated as mucin-7-like. The record is from RefSeq and is a predicted model, not a curated record. NCBI's taxonomy places the organism in Eukaryota, Metazoa, Chordata, Actinopteri, Siluriformes, Ictaluridae. The transcript is spliced from 4 exons. Bases 248 to 1273 code for a protein of 341 amino acids.
UUCAAUAGCGGUAUAAGAAAUAUCUGAUACAUUAAAUUCUUAGCACAUUGUGUGAUUUGUCUGGUGCCAUGGAAACAUACAUUCCGGAAUGAUGGAAUAGAACCCUUUUAGAAUCGUAGAACAUUACAUCACAAUGUGGGGGAAGCAUUGAACAUCACUUGCACCCCAAGCGAUUAGCAAGAGCGAGCUACUGCCAGUAAUUAUUUCACACGUUGCAGUCUAUAUUUUACAGCAUCCUCUUUGGAAAAUGUAUCGGAGAGGUUCUCGCUUCGUGCUAGAUACAAGGGCACCCCGCCAUGUCCUCCUACCUCGUGGCUACCCCCAGUCCCAUCAAAUCCAGGCACGCCAUUUCUACCCCUCAUCCCACCUCGUCGUGCUACCCCGAUUCUACCCCCCACCCCCAGUGAUGAAUCAACACCACUCCUUCAUCCCACCUGUCCAGUUUGAAGAUGGCAGUAUGAUCACUCCUCGGGCUCCUGCCACUGACGUGCUCACACGCGAUGAACAAAUGGCACCUGUGUCCACAUCACAGCUUGAGCGUCAGCCCACCUCCAAUCUGCCUCCUGACCAACGCAGGGAUGCAGUGCCUGAUGUAUCUCCACCCACACCCCCAACUCCUUCACAUCUCACAGGGGGGGAGAUAAUGAAGGCAGAGAAGCCCGUGACAUCCAAAGCCCCAACUCCUACACCUCUCACAGGGGGUGAGAUAAUGAAGGCAGAGGAGCCCAUGACAUCCAAAGCCCCAACUACUACACCUCUCACAGGGGGUGAGAUAAUGAAGGCAGAGGAGCCCAUGACAUCCACAGCCCCAACUCCUACACCUCUCACAGGAGGUGAGAUAAUGGAGGCAGUGGAGCCAGUGACAUCCACAGCCCCAACUCCUACACCUCUCACAAGAGGUGAGAUAAUGGAGGCAGUGGAGGCAGAGACAUCCACAGCCCAACUCCAUCACCUCUCACUUAGGCAGAGAUUAUGGAGGCAGUGGAGACAGAGACGUACACAGUCCCAACUCCAACAGCUCUCACUUGGGCUGAGAUUAUGGAGGCAGAGACGUCCACAGCCCCAACUCCAACACGUCUCACUUGGGCAGAGAGUAUGGAGGCAGAGACAUCCACAGCCCCAACUCCAACGCGUCUCACUCGAUCAGAGAGUAUGGAGGCAGAGACCUCCACAGCCCCAACUCCAACAAGUCUCACUUGGGCUGAGAUUAUGGAGGCAGAGGAACCCGAGACGUCUACAGCCCCCAUUCCUACACCUCCCACCUUGGGUGUGAUUAUGGAGGAAGAGGAGGCAGAGACGUCCACAGCCCCAACUCCUACACCUCUCACUUGGGCUGAGAUUAUGGAGGCAGAGGAGGGAGAGACGUCCACAGCCCUGACUCCUACACCUAUGAUUGGGUAUAAAAAGCAUAUCUUAGAACAGCAGAGUCUCUCAGAAGUAAAGAGGUUCACCAAUCUGUGAAAAACUGCAUCUCCAAAUUGUGCAAAUACAGUGCAUCCGGAAAUUAUUCACAGUGCUUCACUUUUUCCACAUUUUUUAAAAAAUGUUUUUUAAGCCUUAUUCCAAAAUGAAUUAAAAUAAUUAUUUUCCUCAAAAUUCAAAACAUGAAAUAAAUUUGUCUGAAAUCUUUGCAAAUUUAUUACAAAUAAAAAAACAAAAAAAGCACAUGUACAUAAGUAUUCACAGCCUUUGCCAUGACACUCAAAAUUGAGCUCAGGUGCAUCCUGUUUCACUGAUCAUCCUUGAGAUGUUUCUACAACUUGAUUGGAGUCCACCUGUGGUAAAUUCAACUGAUUGGACAUGAUUUGGUAAGGCACACACCUGUCUAUAUAAGGUCCCACAGUUAACAAAGCAUGUCAGAGCACAAACCAAGCCAUGAAGUCCAAGGAAUUGUCUGUAGACCUCCGAGACAGGAUUGUAUCGAGGCACAGAUCUGGGGAAGGGUACAGAAACAUUUCUGCAGCAUUGAAGGUCCCAAUGAGCACAGUGGCCUCCAUCAUCCGUAAAUGAUACAUAAUGAUACACAUAAUGAUACAGAAAAUGAUAAGAAAAAACACACAGUAACACCAGUGACGCAAUGAAUCACCAGUGACAUACAAGACCAAAGAUCCUUAUUCCUCAAAUCUAAUUAAGAAAAUGGUUUCAUUUGGCAUGCAGUCAAACUCAUUGACAAUAGGUCAAAACACUUGAACGUUUAUAAAUAAGAGUUUAAGCACAUUUGAACUCAAUUAAGAGUAACAACUAAAAUCAUUCGGGAUCAGCAUCUCUACGCUGCCUGUACUGCCGCUACUUCUCAGCUGCACUCAAUUUAGCCAUAACUGUGCAAAAGAGCAUUAGCAAUGAGAAAGACGUUGUAAUCCUGAAAACUGAGUGAUAUUCUAUGCCAGGGGUGUCCAAUCUUAUCCGGAAAGGGCCGGUGUGGGUGCAGGUUUUCAUUCCAACCAAGCAGGAGCCACACCUGAUUCCUCCUGUUUAAUCAGUUGAUCUUGGCUUUCAGUAGACUCAGGUGUGGCUUCUGCUUGAUUGGAAUGAAAACCUGCACCCACACCAGCCCUUUCCGGAUAAGAUUGGACACCCCUGUUCUAUGCAAAAGAACUCAAGGAACAGCAUUGAAUACAAGUUUAUUUAUACAUGGGGCGGCUGUGGCUCAGGUGGUAGAGCGGGUUGUCCACUAAUCGUAGGGUUGGCGGUUCGAUUCCUGGCCCACGUGACUCCACAUGCCGAAGUGUCAUUGCGUAAGACACUGAACCCCAAGUUGCUCCUGAUGGUAAGUUAGCACCUUGCAUGGCAGCUCUGCUACCAUUGGUGUGUGAGUGUGUGUGUGAGAAUGGGUGAAUGAGACACAGUGUAAAGCGCUUUGGAUAAAAGUGCUAUAUAAGUGCGCCAUUUACCAUUUACAUGGGAGUCACUGGUGUUACCUAUAAGUAAGGUAACAUCAGUGACAAUUUUCAUGAAAAAUAAAUUUUACAAAGCUGCUACAGGGCCUCAAGCCACAUGUUGUAAAUCAUGGCAUACACACUAAAAUAUGUAAUUUAAUCCAUUUGUAUUAAAAUUUAUUUAUUUAAUUUUUUUUUUUUUUUUUUACAUUUCCCUAAGAAUAAUGUAGGUCAUACCAGUGACCUCAACCAAAAGCUUCGUAUGAAAUCAUGAUAUAAAUGACAACAUUUCUAAUAACUAAAGAGACAGUGGACUUACCAUGUGCCUUUCUUCAUAGACCCUCAGGGAAGGAUCUAUAUAAUGAAAUUAUUUAUCAAAAUAAUGAAUUUAAUCAAUUUUGGAAUAAGGCUGUAACAUAACAAAAUGUGGAAAAAUGCUUUGUAAAUACUUUCCGGAUGCACUGUAAAGUGAUAUGUGUAGGGGUCCACUCACUAGUCCAACGACGGUAUCCAAGGACGUGGUAGAAGGAUUCCCACGUGUUCCUGUCUUUUUGAAGCGAUGUGAAUAUAUUUAAAUUUGUCAUUCCAAUUCUGCUUGAUUCUCUCAUAAAUUAAAUCUGAUUCCAAUCAUAAAAACCUCGAUGUUGUAUUUAUUUCUUAGUUAUGCAUAUUUUGAUACUUUUGAUCUUCUAUACUUUAAAUCGUGCUCAUUCAUUCUGAUUCCAUGUCGAGUCCUGCGCCGGUCGUGUGUGCGGAUCUCAUGGUCACAAACUCGCCAGUCUUGGUCAUUAGCCAGAGGUAAUUGACUAAUACCAUUUAGACGACCGCCCCAUGCUUGCCCUUUCCUAAAUAGCACUUUAUUUAGUCCCCUUAUAUAGUAACACUUAGUUAGAGUAAUGUUAUUUCUAGUCAGAGGUCAUGACCACUAAAAUCUACAGAGGUAGACCAAUAAUAUCCAAGUAAAAGUAGCUUUAUAUAAUCAUGCCAUAGUUUCCUAUGUACACAUUAACUAGAGUAAGAUUACAAUAAACAGAGGU